Molecule: messenger RNA, 249 nt
Organism: Pyricularia oryzae 70-15
Lineage: Eukaryota; Fungi; Ascomycota; Sordariomycetes; Magnaporthales; Pyriculariaceae
Exons: 3
Coding region: 1-249 (82 amino acids)
Source: RefSeq, a predicted model, not a curated record
AUGUCCAUGGGCAUGCUGUCGUCCACUGCUUCGCUCCGUUCCAGCAUCUUGAGAGCCCUUGAGGAGAAUGGCAGAAAGUACCACGGCUACAAAGACGGCAAAUAUGUACUGCCCAUCGAUGAGCAAGAACUAGAACGACAAGAGAGCCAGUAUUAUCUAUGCCUGGAGACCUUCGAGAAGAAGCUAUACUUUGCGCCUGCAGAACGAGCACACCGGGUGCUGGAUGCCGGAUGCGGCAUCGGUGAGUAG